AAGCCUCUCUGUGAACUGAUUUCCUAUGAUUCUGUUUUCCUCUUGAGUAUUGGUGGGCACUGGAUGAUGGAACUCCAUUUUCACCCUUCAUCUUUUCAAAGUGCACAUGCUGAUAUUAAAGCUGUCCGGGGUGUCUUAGGGACAUUUGUAUUCACAGGGCUUUUAAAAGCUAGCCAGAGCAGAUCGUUUCAACUGCAGUUCCCUUUUUCAGGGCUGAGGGCGCAUGAGCCAUUUGCAGAACUUACUGUUAGAUACACUCCUGGGAACAAAGCAUGUGGACAGUGCAGCCCUCAUCAAACUCCAGGAGCAGAGCCUAUGUGUAGCAUCACCUGGAUUUAGUGUAAUGCCCAGUGAUGUCCGAACACUUGUGAAUGGAUUUGCCAAGAACCCUUUGAAAACCAGAAGAGAAGGAUUGUAUUUCAAGGAGAAGGACUACAAAUGUGUCCGGGCAGAUGACUAUUCUCUUUAUGCUAAGAGUGAAAACACUGGUGUGGUUGUUGUGAAGACCCGUCUGUAUCUUCUGGUGGCAACUUACACUGAGGGCAUGUAUCCUAGUGUCUGUGUGGAAGCCACAGAGAAAUUGGGAGAAUAUCUAAGAAGAAAAGGAAAUUAAGUCAUCAGAGGACUAUGAAAGACAGCUUUUAUGAUUUUAGAAGAAAACUAUACAUCCUAAAGAAAAAGUAAUGCCUUAUAUUGUGGUUGAAAAAUACUAGGCAGAAGAUACUGAAAAGGAAGAA
Molecule: messenger RNA, 737 nt
Organism: Balaenoptera musculus (blue whale)
Lineage: Eukaryota; Metazoa; Chordata; Mammalia; Artiodactyla; Balaenopteridae
Gene: PFN4
Product: profilin family member 4
Exons: 4
Coding region: 224-613 (129 amino acids)
Cellular component (GO): cell cortex
Molecular function (GO): actin monomer binding
Source: RefSeq, a predicted model, not a curated record